AUGAAGAGAACAGUUGAAGGAAACGUGAAGGAUGUUGAGCUACCUUCAGGUAAUUAUGCUCCACUCUUUGAGAAGAGUGGAAAAUGGGAGGGAAAGCAUUCCGACAACAUUCUCAUUUUUACCCAUAAGGAUUGCGUACCUCGCUCUAAGGUGGCAGCAUUUGAUAUGGAUGGGACAUUGAUAACAACAAAGUCCGGAAAGGUAUUUCCGGUGGAUAACUCAGAUUGGAGAAUUAUCUACAAUCAAGUUGGUCCUCGUCUGAAGAGACUUCAUGACGAGGAAGACUUUAAGAUUGUCAUCUUUACCAACCAAAAAGGCAUUCAGUUGGGAAAGGUUGAUAAGACCGGGUUCAAGCGCAAAAUCGAGGCUGUAAUUGCGAAACUAGGAGUACCCGCUCAGGCGCUUAUCGCAAUUGGUGACGGUCAUUACCGGAAGCCUUGUACGGGCAUGUGGAGAGAGCUCGAAGAAGCGAAUGGUGAUAUUUUCAUAGAUGUAAGCAAAUCAAUGUACAUUGGAGACGCAGCAGGAAGACACAAGACGAAGAUACGCCCCAAAAAGGACCACUCAUGCGCCGAUCGUUUUUUUGCGGCUAAUGUUGGCUUAACAUUUCAAACUCCUGAAGAGUUCUUUCUGGACUACAAAACCCCUGAACCGUGGGGUCCGCCUUCGUUCGAUCCUUCUUCGUAUAUUGACUCGACGAAGCCUCUACUGGAUCCUCAAGAUACGCCUUUUCCAUCAUCAGCUCAAGAGUUGAUUGUAAUUGUCGGUUUUCCCGGGUCAGGGAAGUCUACAUUUGCAAAGAAACUUGAGAAGGAUCAUGGGUAUGUGGUCGUGAAUCGUGAUACUCUCGGAACGUGGCAAAAAUGUUGCGAGCACACUAGGGCUUAUCUCAGAGGCGGCAAGAGUGUGGUGAUAGACAACACGAAUCCGAAUAAAGAAGCCAGAAGUCGGUACAUCGCUCUAGCACGUGAGAUGAAGGCGCCAUGUCGUUGUUUUGAAUUAACAUGCAACAUUCAUCAUGCUGGACACAACGUGAAGUUCCGUCAGUUAACACAGAAAGUAUCCAACGAAGUUAGCACUAUGGUGUUACGUAUGUACGCGAGCAAAUACGAGGUAAAACUAGUCCGUUAA
Angiostrongylus costaricensis is the source of this 1131-nucleotide messenger RNA. Lineage: Eukaryota; Metazoa; Nematoda; Chromadorea; Rhabditida; Metastrongylidae. The record is from the annotation of a GenBank genome assembly.